Molecule: messenger RNA, 822 nt
Organism: Spinacia oleracea (spinach)
Lineage: Eukaryota; Viridiplantae; Streptophyta; Magnoliopsida; Caryophyllales; Amaranthaceae
Exons: 1
Coding region: 1-822 (273 amino acids)
Source: RefSeq, a predicted model, not a curated record
AUGGUGUGUGUCCAAAGACGGAAAGGUUGGGGAAGCAACGGACUCGUCCAGGAAAAAGGAAUGGACUUACGAAAAGCCACACGGGUCAAUGACACCUGGGCAUUAUCUAAAGAACAAGACUCCACCUCUCCCAGACAAAAGAGAGGACGACCGCAAGAGAAGGAAUUUUUUGAGUAUAACACGGACCUCCUUACCAUUCUAGACGACGUAGGGACCAGGUUCGACCUAGAACGACCUUUCCCAAUGAAAUCUCCCGCUGAGAAUCGAAAUCCUAAGUUGUACUGCCAGUUUCACAAAGAUAUAGGUCAUGAUACCAAAGACUGUAGGAGUCUGAAAAGGGCUCUAGACGGGAUGGCUUCUAAAGGGAACUUGAAAAAUUAUCUACAGAGGAACACUCAUGGCACAGGAAAAAGCCAUUACAAGAAGAACAAGUCGCUUGUUUCAGCUGGAGAAGGAAUUCAUACUAAAGGGGGGUUCGUAGCAGUCAUAUCAGGAGGCCCUGCCUCCGGAGGACCCACCAUGAGAGGACAGAAAGACUAUGCCCGCCGAUUAGUACAAGUAAUGAUAUCCGGGAAGUCACCAAUGGACCCAUUCCCCCGGAUUGAAAUAUGUGAGUCCUAUGGAGGACGCAUAGCCACCCCACAUGAUGAUCCGCUAGUCAUAGAAAUCAAGAUCUCCAACAUGAGAGUAAAGCGUAUACUGAUAGAUACAGGAAGUUCAUCUGACAUAAUGAGUAUAGAGUGUUUAAGCCGUCUGGCAGAUACAGGAAGUUCAUCUGACAUAAUGAGUAUGGAGUACGUGUUUAAGCCGUCUGGCUCAUGA